Messenger RNA from Anopheles cruzii, 2948 nucleotides. RefSeq names its product protein RER1. Lineage: Eukaryota; Metazoa; Arthropoda; Insecta; Diptera; Culicidae. The transcript has 5 exons. Gene Ontology annotation, biological process: retrograde vesicle-mediated transport, Golgi to endoplasmic reticulum; protein retention in ER lumen. The coding region runs from base 727 to 1293 and encodes 188 amino acids. Gene Ontology annotation, cellular component: Golgi membrane. The record is from RefSeq and is a predicted model, not a curated record.
CCAAACGAAUCACUCACGUUCCGGUGAGGUCGAGUUUUCGUGCGCUACGCGUGGCACGUGAUCGCACCCGAUCGUGCCGCAACCGGUUCCGGGGUGUGUUUGUGGAAUCCGAAACGGGGCCUGCCCGAGGGCGAACAAGAACCCGUCCGUGCGCUAUGUAACAAUUGGUUGCCGCGGAUGAGGUUUUCUUAUUACACGGGCUCGCCUGGGCACGGACGCGGACUGCUGUUGCUGCUGGUCGUUUAAUAAGUUUCGGGUCGAAUGAUUCAUCACCCUUUAGGUUCUUCUUGGUUCUUCUCCGACGGAUUCACGCCAUCAUUUCGCUUUCGCUUCACACCGACCACAGUAAGUGGGGCUUCUUUCUCUGAUUGUAUUUAUUUGCAUUUCGCGCCGUAAACAACCGACAGCGCUACUUAUCAAGACGCGCAGCUCCCCUACCACGCACGGCCGUCACGCAGCGUAAUUGAAUUAUUUGAGGCCAACUAGCGAGCUUCUCCCGCCAACGCACCCCUGCGCGUUCGCAGGGUCACCAAAGAGAAACGGUGGCCGAGCUUACAGAGCUUAGUCUACACAAUCGUCACCGUUUAGCAACGCUCGAAGCGGCACGGCGCGUGUAGUUUUCCGCCAUUCGAGGACACCUGUUGUGGUGAAAUCGAAGGAGACGCCGCGGCAUUACCGUAGAUAGGAGUGCGUUCAAAAGGGUGCCGCGAAAUUCACCACUAAACCAUGAUGAACGAGGAGUCUUCGUCGCCGGCCAGUCGAAAUGUGGUAGCCCAAUUCUUCAAACGGCUAGGACAGCUCUACCAGCUGCAGCUGGACAAAUGGACGCCCCACACGAAAGGGCGGUGGGUGGCCGCCAUCGGGCUGAUCGGUCUGUUCCUGCUGCGUGUAUUCACCAAACAGGGCUGGUACAUCGUGACGUACGCCCUGGGAAUCUAUCAUCUGAAUCUAUUCAUCGCUUUUCUAACGCCAAAAAUCGAUCCGGCGCUCGAUCUCGACGAUGACCACGGACCGGAACUGCCGACGAAAUCGAACGAAGAGUUCCGGCCGUUCAUUCGACGGCUGCCGGAGUUCAAGUUUUGGUACGCCAUCAGCAAAAGCACGGUGAUCGGUAUCAUUUGCACCUUCUUCGAGGUGUUCAACGUGCCCGUGUUCUGGCCAAUCCUAGUGCUGUAUUUCAUCACGCUGUUCUGCAUCACGAUGAAGCGACAGAUUAAGCACAUGAUCAAGUUCCGGUACCUCCCGUUCACCCACAGUAAGCCCCGCUAUCAGCCGGUGGCCUCGGAAAAGUGACAAUUAAAAGCACAAACUUUGCCAACUUCAUCAGCGUCGUCCUCAUCGUCCUCGUUGGCGUCUGUGCCCGCCGGAGGCAGCGGCCCUGUCGGCGGCAUCUCGCCAACGAUAGCGGCAGUUCACCCGUCGUCGUCGGCGGUGGCGGCUUCGUCGUCCUCGUUGCCUUCUACCAGCUCGGCUUCGGUGACGAUCUCAACUGUCUAGAAAGGGAAUGGGAAUGGCUACGCAGGGGAAGGCGAGGGACGAGCAGAAUGACCGGCCCAUCCAGCGUCGGAUUUUAGCUUCACAUUUUCCUGUUCUUUACUGUUGCCCGCUGGUUUGGAGUAGAAAUUUUCUUUAAUUACCACUAAAAUAUUUACGCUUUUACAAUCUGUUUCGAUUCCCCACGGUAUUGCGUGUGUCCCGGCCGGUCCGGCUUUUCGGUGCUUCCUGUGAGCUCCGAUACUUUCUUCCCUUGUGUUUGGCAAACUCGUUUUUCCAUCCGUUUCGUGCAGUUGAGUGUGACGAUAUUAGUUGAUGUCUUUGGUAUUGAUUUGUGCUUACGUCGUAGAGAAAUGUGUUACGUUUAGGUUACGUUUCGAUUUUGACCCGUUCCAGGUUCGGUUUUCUUUUAAGUUUGUUCUUUUCGUUCCCUUUCGUGCCGUGCUUUUUUGAGAGUUGCCCCCAAAACACGCUGGGCCAUUAGGCGUUUCGAAACUUUCUUCAAGAUUGGCACAGUAUGCCUCGGUUAGUCGAAUCCAAAGCCACAAGGCGAAAAACAUACCCCGCAGAACGUGUAAAAAUGCACCACCCGUUAGGCAACAGGGGACGCGGAAGACAAACGGACAACCAAACAAACGGCAAAUCACUGUUUAAAUAGUAAUACGUUCACCCUAUAUAGUUUAAAGGAUGUUUAAUUAUUCUCCCCAUCUAAUACGGUUAAGUUGAUAGACUCUUCUUUCUUCUUCAUUACUCCAUUUUGUCAAGUGGAACGAGCGGCCACAGGAUCUUGUGGUUCAGACCUAGUUUACAAGCCUCCUUACAGACACAUCUCUUCCCCAUGGGUUCCUUUUUAUUUUAAUUCUCUUUUACAUAUCCAAUCUGCGAUUUUCAGUUUGAUUAUUUGAUUCGUAUUAGCAUUUCAUUCGGAACGUAGUUUUCACAACGAGAACCGUGCAGGACAUUAGUGCCUGUUAGUGCCCGUUAGUCUUUAGGUUGCGAUGGUUGUAUUUCGGGUUAGAGAGAAGUAGGACGCGAGGCGCAAAUAGUCGUUGGUAAGAUUAGAUAAGGCGGAUGCGGCGUUGUCACGUACCAGGGCAACAGAUAAAGGAACCGCGUGCAUGAUGCGUGCGUGACUCGACAAAACGUUAGACAAAAUCGCUUCACUCACUCGUCAUCUUCUACGAACACACUAGGACCGGUAUCGAAUCAGCCAGUUUUCGUUCGCCCUCAGGCUGAAAUGGAUUGAAAACUUAUUCCUAUUUUAUAGUUACUUCUGUUUACGCGAAUACGUUCAUUCUGAUGGAUCUCCAGCCUCCGUCACCGUCACGGGCGUGCCCUGCGCAAUGUGCAAUGAUCGAAAUGACUGGCUCCGGAGUAUGGGCCAGAAGGGAAAACGAGGGUUUUAAGGCAUGUAAAAUCUACAACCCCCUCUAUAACCAAAUAAUAAAUAAACU